This is a messenger RNA of Eurytemora carolleeae, 2187 nucleotides long. RefSeq names its product ankyrin repeat and KH domain-containing protein 1. The record is from RefSeq and is a predicted model, not a curated record. The coding region runs from base 59 to 1333 and encodes 424 amino acids. Lineage: Eukaryota; Metazoa; Arthropoda; Copepoda; Calanoida; Temoridae. The transcript has 13 exons. Gene Ontology annotation, molecular function: protein binding.
UUAUAACAUAUUUAUUAAUAUUAAAAUAUAUUUUCAGUGACCUAACUGGGUGAUCAAAAUGAGUAUGGUUGGAUGUUUUGGAGAUUGUGGACAGGGUGACCCCAAACCUGCCUCCCCUAAACCCGGAGUUCAGAAACUAGGGAUGAGUGUGGUCUUCCAUCCUCCGAUUCAAACAGUGUUUAGAGAGAAAGAACCAACAAAAUGGUAUACGGAUAUGAUCAACUCACUAGCAGCCCUAGGUUCGGAUCCAAACCAGUUAAACCAGUUUGGUGAGGCGCCAUUGUGUAUGGCCUCCUAUAGGGCUCAGGGUUUGAUCGUGCAAGAGCUUUUGCAGAGAGAAAACAUAAACGCGAACAUCAAAGGAAAACAUGGGAGAACACCUCUCUAUCUGGCAGCAGAAGAAGGACAUAUAUAUAUCGUCAAACUUCUUCUUCUACAUCCGGAAAUUGAUGUGAAUUGCAGAAAUGCCCCACGUGGCGCGACUCCUUUAAUGGCGGCCAGUCGGAGAGGACACUCCCGUAUUGUGGAACUUCUGCUCCAGCAUCCAAAUAUUAUUCCUGAUGAAUCAGACUUUGACGGGAAUAAUGCGUAUCAGCAUGCAAGAACUGCAAGCGUGAAAUGUAAAUUGCAUUCUCAUUCAACAAGAAGUAGGAGUCUGGAAAAUGUAAUUCCGACGAGGCUGACCUCUAGAAACCUUUGCCAUGUCUCUAACUCGUCAUCAUCAUCUUCUUCAUCAUUAAACUCUGUAGGAGAAUCUGCUAAGAGAAUUCAUGCUCGAAACCACUCCUAUCCAACAGAUACAUCUGCAGAAGAACUUCCAAUUCUUCCUCAAUCCUUAGCUCCACUUAGCCAGCCUUUGGAGGAAGACAUUACGGAGGAUGUCGUAUUUGAACAGAAAGUUCACGAGGAUCAGCAGUUGCUAGAAGGAGCUGAAAUUGCACUUCCAGGUUUAACAAAAGAAUCACAAACUAGAUCCGAGUCUACACUUGAAGAACCUCCAGAACCGCAUGAAGAUGUGGCACCUAAUGUAAAGAAAGACAGUAAACCGCGGCAAGGGACUGAAUCUCUGCAUCCGUUAGAAUAUUCGUCAAUAACCAGUUCACACCAGUCUCCAAAAGACAAAAAGCGGAGUUCAAACGAAAAAUCAGGAUCCGUUUCUCCACGGGCAAAAUUCUUCCGCCAUUUUGAAUCGAAUCUAUCUCGAACCAGUUUAUCCGGCUCUAAAGCUAGCCUUCAGUCUAGUCCAGACUCUCCUUCUAGAUCUCCUCUCUCAGCUCUCGCCAGAGCCAGGAAUAUCUUUCAUUUUGGAGAGGGAGGUAUGCCUGAGAAGUAAACACUUAGAUAACUUAUAUAUAUUGAAUCCACGUGACCGAGCUAAAAGCUGUAGGAGUUGUGUUAUGGCUCAAUAUCUAUUCAUAAAAUGCUAUGUCUGGAGUGAUUUUUAGAGGUCAACCCCUAAACACACGGUUAUCUAUGACUAAGACUUUUGAUGGAGGUCAAGGUUGUCAAGGUGAUCUUGGAGUUGUAGACUUUGAGAACCGGCAGAUGCAGUUCCGGAGGCAAUGAAUGUUAUAUCGGAGGCUGCCUAUACCUCUGAUGUUUCGGGGGCCAAGGAUGCCUCAGAGGCUAUUAUGGCUAUAUCUGAAUCUCCGAACUCUGGUCCUAAGGUUACGUAUGCUAUAUCGGAGGUUAUUAAUGCUGUAUCGGAGGUUACUAAUGCUGUACCGGACGCCAAUGCAUUUAUCUGAAGAUGCUGUAUUGGUGGCUUGGAAUACUGCAUCGAAAACAACUGAAUUGGUGUUUCGGAGAUAAAGAAUGCUGCAUUGGAGGCAAUUGACGCUGUUUUGAGGACGGCUACAUUAGAAAUUACUAUAUUCUAUGCUGUUUCGGAGGCUAUAAAUGCUGUGUCGGAGCCGUUGCUGUGUAGGAUGCUACGAAAUGAUGAAUAAGAGGCUAUGGAUUCAGUAUCAAAGGUCAGUGAUGAUGGUUUAGAGGCUGCAGAUUAUGUGUCGGAGGCCAGUGAAACUGUCUCAAAGAAUUGAAGAAAAAGACUCCAGCGCAUUAUUAAUGUGAUAUAAAUUGUGAAAGCUUAAAACAUAAAACUGUUAUUUAGGAUUUCAGCAAAUCUGACUUUGUUGAAAACAUGAUUCAACAAAUGAAAAGUGAUCUACGAAGGUUUAAGAAAAA